CCAGUUGCUUGUUUUUUAUAUAUAAAAUCUAGUGAUCUAUUGGGAUUCACCAUGCAUUCGACCAGAGGAUUAUCCCGAAGGAAUUGUCCUGAAACCAUGAGCUGCAGCUGGGGCACCGAGCUUUGGGAUCAGUUUGAUAACUUGGAGAAGCACACUCAGUGGGGCAUCGAGUUUGUGGAGCGCUACACCAAGUUUGUGAAGGAAAGAUCUGAAAUUGAGCUGAGCUAUGCCAAACAAAUAAGAAAUCUCUCCAAGAAGUACCAGCCUAAAAAGAACUCCAGAGAAGAGGACGAGUACAAAUACACCUCCUGCAGAGCGUUCCUGAUGACGCUUAACGAGCUAAACGACUACGCCGGACAGCAUGAGAUCAUCGCGGAGAACCUCUCCACCCAGAUCAUCUCAGAGCUGGUGCGCUACAUCCAGGAGCUGAAAGCUGAACGCAAAGCGCAUUUCCACGACGGGCGCAGAGCCCAGCAGCAUAUUGAGAACUCCUGGAAGCAGCUGGAGUCGAGCAAACGACGGUUUGAGCGAGACUGCAAGGAGGCUGACCGAGCCCAGCAUUACUUUGACAAGAUGGAUGCUGACAUUAACGUGACUAAGGCUGACGUAGAGAAGGCUAAACAGCAGGCUCAGAUAAGGCAUCAGAUAGCCGAUGACAGUAAGAAUGAGUAUCUGUCCUACCUGCAGAAGUUUAAUAAAGAUCAGCAUGAGCACUACUACACACUUAUUCCUCACAUCUUUCAGAGAAUCCAGGAGAUGGAGGAGCGACGGAUUGAGAGAAUAGGAGAGAGCAUGAGAUGCUACGCAGAGGCAGAGCGCAAAGUUCUUCCUAUUGUUAACAAGUGUCUGGAUGGCAUCACCAAGGCAGCUGAGUCCAUAGAGCCUAAAAUGGACACAAGACAAGUGGUGGAGACAUACAAGUCAGGCUUCGAACCUCCAGGUGAUGUGGAGUUUGAGGACUACAGUGUGUCAAUGAAGAGAGCGGUAUCAGAGUCCAGCUUUCUGAAUGCACGUGGAGAGAGCAGACGCAGAAGUCGGAGCAAGCUGUGGCCUUUAAUUAAAAGGAAUAAGCUUAUGUCUCUGUUAGCGUCACCCCGUCAGCCCCCUCCCCCUCCCCCUACUUCACCCUCUCCAGAAGGCCUGGCUAACGGGCCACACUCACCGCCGCACAAUAAGGAGCCACUUGGUCAGCGCCUUAAUGACUUCAUGAGCUCCAAACACAAGAUGCAGUGCCUGAGGAGCCUCAAGCGUGGGCUCUCCCUGAAGCUAAUAAGUGGAGCAGGACAGGAGGAUUACAGUCAUUUACCCCCUGAACAGAGGAGAAAGAAACUGCAAGCCAAGCUUAAUGACAUCAGCAAGGACAUCCAAAAAGAGAUGGAUCAGAGGGACGCGUUGAAUAAAAUGAAAGAAGUGUACAUUAAAAACCCUCACAUGGGCGACCCCAGCAGUGUGGACCCACGCUUAGAGGAGGUCAGGCAGUGCAUAGAGAAGCUGCAACUUGAGGCACACAAAUAUGAGACCUGGCUAACAGACUUGGAGAGAAAGCUGCUGGAAAAGGGCAGCACCCAGCGGAGACAGAGUGCACCAUUUGACUCACAGGGCAAUGCACUUGUAGGCAACAGUUGUGGCCAGAACAGAGAAAGUCCGGAUGGCAGCUACACGGAAGACCCCAGCACGGAGACGGUGCAGUUCAAGUCCCGUAGCACUGAGUUUGAUGAUGAAUUCGAUGAUGAAGAACCUUUACCCACCAUAGGAAUGUGCAAGGCACUGUACCCGUUCGAAGGCCAGAACGAAGGCACCAUCCCGAUGGUGGAGGGGGAGAUGCUUUAUGUAAUAGAGGAGGAUAAAGGCGAUGGAUGGACUCGUGUGCGCAGGAACGAGGAUGAGGAAGGAUAUGUGCCCACGUCUUACAUCAAGCUCUGCUUCGACGCUAAUUCCAAAGAUCCCUAAAAGCGUUUGGCUGGCACAGGAGUGGCAGGGCAAGCUUCCUUGCGUGAAACAUCCUCCUCUUUAAUGUGUAGUCAGAGUGGUGCUGUGUGAGACUGUCUGACAGGCUGUGCUAUUCUUUACACAAACUCUGAAUUUCCUCCUUUUCAAGAAGCAAAAACUCACACACUUCGAAUACUCUCAGAUUUUUUCUAUAAUUAGUGUGCUAAUGACUUGCAGAGCUUGCUUCUCUUGUGGGCCUAGAUUUUUUUAGCCUUGUGUCAUAGAUGCUUGCUGCUUGGGUCCAACCUGUAGUUCUCAGAUACAGAUACAGGACCGUGACGUUCACCUAAUUUUUUUCUUCACUGUGAAGAUCUGGCCCGCUAAAAUCGUCACUGAACUUUAGGAAGAACACUUUAUUGAACGAUUUAUAGUCCUGGAUAUAAUGUGAAAAGUAAAAACCAUUCAAGUUUUGGGGUGGGAGGUGGGAUAUGGGAUUUUCCUCUCUAUUUCUAUUCUUAUUCGCAAUCUCAUAUCAUAUGAUGUUUUUGUAAUUAAUCUGUGAGUGUUAGUGGUUGAGGCAGGCAGCUUGGCGGUUGUAAACGGGUAAGCACCCCUUCAUCUUUUAGUUUCAGUACAGUGAUGAAAGCAACGCCAUCUCAUUUACUCAUGGUCACAUUCUUUCCUGUAAUGUGUACAUCGUCAUUCCUUCUUUCUCUCUUUUUUACUCUUUCCUUUAUUGUAUUUUCCUUCUUUAAACCUUUCUUCUCUGUACCUGCAAAACCUGGGUAAUUACUCGAUUACCUUUUCUUGUCAUGUCUCGGCUUUGCAUAUCAACACUUUUAGCUUUUAGUUAUUUAAAAGGUUAUAUCCAUUCACACAUUAAUCAUUAAACUAUUAUGGUAUGUAAUGUUAUGUAUUGUGAUACAUAAUAAAUGUACGUUUUAAACAAAUAUGUCCCAAUCCGAUUUAAAGUCUCAGUUAGGUGGCUGAUACUGGCCUAAAAUGUUGAACCAGUAUCGGCUGGAGGUAGCACAGAUUAUCUACAGUAUGUUAUAACAUAAAAAACAAAAGAUCCCACUCCUAUCUAAAUUAAGUAUGCAUAAUUUACAUGCAGGGUCAAUUAGGCCUUUGUUAAAAUGUACUCAGACCUCUAAUAUCAGAAACAUUAUUGAAAAUAGAUGCAUGCCUUUAUACAGUGCAUUCAUGGAAUAAAAAAAAAAACUGCAUCUUGUGCUGUGCCAUUUAUUUAACAUAAAAUUUUAUGUUUGGAUUAAAUAGCAAACAGCUCCUACAUUUCCUGAGAUGUUGCUUUGUUAUUGUUUCACUGUGCUAUAUUGGAUUUUUCUCUCAACUGGGCCAUUAAGAACACCCAGUAAUCUCAUUCCAGUAUUUUGUCUACCUGCCCUUUAACACUCGUUUCUAAUUACUUUUCGAUGCAUCAACUAAUAAUUCCUAGUAACUUUGCAUGUCUAAAGGAGUUUAACUGUCUUACUUUCGUGUUCUUUGGCUUUUCUCUUAUUUGUCUUUGAUACCCUUCUCCUUUCCUCACUCCCCACCUCUCUUUUUUCUUUUACUUAAUCAUUUUUUCUGUUAUAUCUCUUACUUGACAUUCCCUUUCUUCAUGUGUCUUAUUCUCUGGGCUGAGUGGCCGUGGCCAUAGCCAUGUGUCGUGUAGCUUUAGUGGUGCGUUCUCUUGUUGAUGUUAAUGAUGUUCUCCAGCUGGUGCUGUGUUUCUGCGCAUGCAUGCUUGCCCCGUCUCUUUGUCUGUGCCAGUCUUGGGGGUCUAGCAAGUUCCAGCCUUCCCUUCUUAGGGGAUGAACUUGCUUCUUUACUUGUGUUUGUGCCUGUGGUUUACUUUUUUUUUUUUUUUUACUUUCAAUUGAAUUAAUAAAAUGCUUGUUUUGCCACAUUUGCAUGGCCACUUGCUUUACAUUCCUAAGUUAUUAUUCUUAUUAUCUUAUUAUUGUUUGAAUAAAAAUCAAGAUGCUUCAUUUUUUGUGGUUGACAUUGUUUUGCGGUUAUUUCAGACUGAUGUUAAAUACACAUCUUUACCUCAUUUAUGAUGGACUUUGAGCUGCUAUUUGAACCAGCUCUGAAUAACUACUAUCAAUGCAGUUAAUCUCCAUUUCAAAGGAACGAAGAUUGCAGUACUGAGCUGUGUGUUUUCUGUAUUGUGCUUUGGAAUUACUGUCCACUUUCAGACUUUAUCAUGUACACCAUACUGCCAGCGGGUGUUGCAGCUUCUUAACACAAGUGUUAAUCCCAGUCAGCUGCUCCCUGUUAAUUUAUAAUAAUAAUAGUAAAUAUAGAAAAUAGUUCGACUUCAAUUUUUAAAUCAGGAACCUUGUAAAAUGCAUACACUUUUUAUGUGCAAAUGAAAUGAAUUAAAGGCCAUUGUGAAAGAU
Molecule: messenger RNA, 4334 nt
Organism: Trichomycterus rosablanca
Lineage: Eukaryota; Metazoa; Chordata; Actinopteri; Siluriformes; Trichomycteridae
Gene: fnbp1a
Product: formin binding protein 1a
Exons: 17
Coding region: 52-1950 (632 amino acids)
Biological process (GO): endocytosis; signal transduction
Molecular function (GO): protein binding
Source: RefSeq, a predicted model, not a curated record